AUGGUGGACAGUGUGCCCCCCGCAAUGGCCUCCAAGGCCAAUAUCGCCGAGGUUCCUACCGUGAGCCAUGCAGAAGACAAUCAAGCGCACUCUAAAUUGAGAUCUGCUAAACAUGCUGACGGUGACACGGCUAUGGCGCUGUUUGAUGAUCCGGACGAGCUCCAUGAGGAUAUCGAUCCGGCGGAGGCAAGGAAGUUGUUGUGGAGGAUUGAUUUCAUGAUUUUGCCUUACUUGGCCGUAUGCUAUGCAUUCUUCUAUAUUGACAAGACAACCCUGAGCUAUGCCGCUAUCUUUGGAAUUCGCGAGGAUCUCAAUCUCCAUGGCACUCAGUAUAGCUGGCUGAGUAGUAUCUUCUACUUUGGUUUCCUAGCAUGGGCUUUUCCGACCAAUUUCUUGAUGCAGCGUCUGCCCAUCGGCAAAUACCUGGGAGCGAAUAUCUUCAUGUGGGGCGUCUUCCUCAUGAUCCAGGCAGCCUGCAAUAGUUUCGAGACGCUUUCCGUUCUUCGAGCCCUGGGUGGUGCCGCGGAGGCCUGCGCCGAUCCAGCCUUUAUGCUGAUCACAAGUAUGUGGUAUACUCGCCGUGAACAACCUGUGCGCAUUGGAUUAUGGUAUACAGCGAAUGGCUUUGGUAUUGCAUUGGGUGGAUUGUUGGGCUAUGGAAUCGGCCAUCUUAAAGGCGCACUACCUUCAUGGAAAUACGAGUUCCUCGUGAUCGGUGCCCUGUGCUCUGCCUGGGGAAUUGUCAUGUUCAUCUUCCUCCCCGACUCACCCGUUACAGCUCGUGGUCUUAGCAAGAAAGAACGCCGAAUGGCCGUGGAGCGUCUACGAGAGAACCAAACUGGUAUUGAGAAUAAACAUCUCAAGCCAUAUCAGAUUCUAGAGGCUUUCAUGGAUUAUAAACUCUACAUGUUCUUCAUUCUCGGGAUGGUUUGCAAUGUCCCCAAUGGAGGUAUCUCCAACUUCGGUACCAUUAUCAUUCAAGGAUUUGGUUUCUCAACAUUGGUCACUACUCUCAUGCAGAUUCCCUACGGAUUUAUCAUCGCCGUAUCAAUCCUGACAUGCGUCUACCUCAACGACCGCUUCGAAAAUCGACGAUGCGUUUUUAUUCUAAUCUUCCUGCUUCCCAACCUCGCUGGCAGUUUCGGUCUUCGCUUUGUUCCAAUUCAACACAAGGUCGGCCGAUUGAUUUGCUAUUACCUGACAGGCCCGUACAAUGCGGCAUUCGUACUUGUCUUGAGCCACACGAAGAAAGUCGUCACGAACGCCGUUCUAUUCUUGGGGUAUUGUACCGGAAACAUCGCUGGUCCAUUCUUCUACAAAACCGAGCAAUCACCAACGUACGAACUCGGAAUUUGGUCCAUGAUCGUCUCGCAUUUGAUUGAGGCUGCCUUGAUCAUUGUCCUGGGCCUGCUGCUGCGCUGGGAAAAUAAGAAGCGCGAUCGCAUCCAGUCACAGAUGGAGGGUGGUCUUGAGGGGAGAGAUCUGGAUGCGACUGCGUUUUUGGAUUUGACGGAUCGAGAGAACUUGAACUUCCGUUACAUCUAUUAG
Molecule: messenger RNA, 1548 nt
Organism: Penicillium paradoxum
Lineage: Eukaryota; Fungi; Ascomycota; Eurotiomycetes; Eurotiales; Aspergillaceae
Product: putative MFS allantoate transporter
Exons: 10
Coding region: 1-1548 (515 amino acids)
Biological process (GO): transmembrane transport
Cellular component (GO): membrane
Molecular function (GO): transmembrane transporter activity
Source: RefSeq, a predicted model, not a curated record